UGGUGAUUGGCUGAAGACACCGACAGGGUUUCAACAUCACUGUGUCCUCAGUGUAGCAGUGAUGGCGACCUACACGUUAAUGCGGAGUAGCCUGGGACUCUUACAUGGCCUAAAAUGUUCUUUUAAAAGUGUAGGGGCAGUUACCCAGUCGAGAGUACUGCAAAAUGCAAGGUGCUAUUCUGUUAGCCAUGUGUCUGUACAGGAGAGAAUUGAGAAGAAACGAAAGGCAGCGCUUACAGGGGGAGGACAGCUGAGGAUAGCUGCACAGCACAAAAGGGGUAAACUGACAGCGCGCGAGAGAGUGGAGCUCUUGCUGGACCCGGACUCGUUCGUGGAGUAUGACAUGUUUGUGGAGCAUCGCUGUUCUGACUUUGGCAUGGAGGCAGAUCAUAAUAAGUACCCAGGGGACAGUGUAGUGACUGGACAGGGAAGGAUCAAUGGCAGACUGGUCUAUGUUUUCAGCCAGGACUUCACCGUGUUCGGAGGCAGUUUAUCAGGAGCUCAUGCUCAGAAGAUCUGCAAGAUCAUGGACCAGGCAAUGAUGGUUGGAGCCCCAGUAAUCGGUCUCAAUGACUCUGGUGGAGCCCGCAUUCAGGAAGGCGUCGAGUCCCUUGCAGGAUAUGCUGAUAUAUUCUUGCGGAACGUGAUGGCCUCUGGUGUAGUUCCUCAGAUCUCUCUCAUCAUGGGCCCGUGUGCAGGUGGUGCCGUCUACUCGCCUGCUCUGACAGAUUUUACCUUCAUGGUAAAGGAUACCUCCUACCUUUUUAUCACAGGCCCAGAUGUGGUAAAAUCUGUAACAAAUGAGGAUGUUACCCAGGAGGAGUUGGGUGGAGCAAAAACCCACACCGCCGUGUCGGGUGUUGCUCAUCGGGCCUUUGAGAAUGACGUUGAUGCCCUUCUGAACUUGCGAGACUUUUUCAACUUUCUCCCACUGAGCAACAAAGAUCCAGCUCCAGUCCUUGAGUGCCAUGAUCCUCGUGACCGGCUGGUUCCUGGUUUGGACACUGUCGUUCCUUUUGAAACCACAAAAGCCUAUGACAUGCUGGACAUUGUUCAUGGUAUAGUAGAUGAGAGAGAAUUCUUUGAGAUUAUGCCCAACUACGCCAAAAAUAUUGUGGUGGGAUUUGCCAGGAUGAAUGGUCGGACUGUAGGCAUAGUAGGAAACCAGCCAAAAGUGGCUUCUGGCUGUUUGGACAUCAAUUCAUCUGUUAAAGGGGCUCGCUUUGUUCGUUUCUGUGACGCCUUCAACAUUCCCAUCAUCACAUUUGUGGAUGUGCCUGGAUUCCUGCCAGGCACAGCUCAAGAGUACGGGGGCAUCAUCAGACACGGAGCCAAACUGCUGUAUGCUUUUGCCGAGGCCACAGUUCCAAAAAUCACUGUCAUCACUAGGAAGGCAUAUGGAGGUGCUUAUGAUGUGAUGAGUUCCAAACAUUUGAGAGGAGACGUCAACUAUGCCUGGCCGUCCGCUGAGGUCGCAGUGAUGGGUGCAAAGGGUGCCGUUCAAAUCAUCUUCAGAGGAAAGGAGAAUCAAGCCGAGGCCGAAGCUGAAUAUGUGGAGAAGUUUGCCAAUCCCUUCCCUGCUGCUGUCAGAGGCUUUGUAGAUGACAUCAUUCAGCCCUCAACCACACGCAAGAGGAUCUGUAGAGACCUGGAGGUUCUCGCCAGCAAGAAACAGACCAACCCCUGGAAAAAACAUGCUAACAUUCCCUUAUAAAUCUUUUCUCAACACUAAUUUUAUAGCAUUUCACAACGAUAUCUGUGGUUAGAGGUUUUACACAUGGUUCAUUGUGCCUUAUUCCCACUCGUAUGCAUUAUGUAGUUAUUUAAACAUUCUCGAAUCAAUAAAACACUCCCACGGUU
Molecule: messenger RNA, 1860 nt
Organism: Megalobrama amblycephala (Wuchang bream)
Lineage: Eukaryota; Metazoa; Chordata; Actinopteri; Cypriniformes; Xenocyprididae
Gene: pccb
Product: propionyl-CoA carboxylase subunit beta
Exons: 15
Coding region: 62-1714 (550 amino acids)
Cellular component (GO): mitochondrion
Molecular function (GO): propionyl-CoA carboxylase activity
Source: RefSeq, a predicted model, not a curated record